This is a messenger RNA of Nilaparvata lugens (brown planthopper), 4190 nucleotides long. RefSeq lists its product as uncharacterized. The transcript has 3 exons. The coding region runs from base 1 to 909 and encodes 302 amino acids. The record is from RefSeq and is a predicted model, not a curated record. Lineage: Eukaryota; Metazoa; Arthropoda; Insecta; Hemiptera; Delphacidae.
AUGUCUCUGCAGAAGUCUCUAGUUAGAGCAAUUGCUAAUCAAGAGAAUUUUGAUUUUCUAUCGUCAUGCCAGGUUAUGAAAAUCAUGCCUCUGAGGCACCUGUACGUCUUCAAGCGAUGUUCCAACGAGCGGUUGGGAUCGGAUACGCCACUUCGUCUGCCGAAGACUUCAAAAUUAUUGGAAAAUACUGCAAGCAGUCAGAACCUUCAAAAUGACAGAGAGAGAGAGGUGGAGAAGAUUUCGCAGCGCCUGGCUGAGCAAUUCGUCACGGAGACUGAGACAAGAUUCGGAAAGAGCUCCUACUAUCCUGACUGUUAUGUGGGCGGUUACCGCCUACCUUCCUCCAGUAACAGAGAGAGACAAAGCUGCUCUUUUGAGCAAAGAGAGAGAGAAAAUGAGUGUCCAGAAAACGCGAUUUAUGCCGGAAGGGGUUAUGACGUCGAUUAUUAUGGGGGGUACACAGGAGGUUAUGGCGAGAAUUAUGAGGACGCUGAAGAGGAGGAGAAGGGAAAACCAAUCAUGCCGAGAUGGUAUCGGGAGACAGAGGAGGGAGUGAGUGAGGGGAUGGAGAGAGGAGAAGGUAUGCGUAAUCCGGGACUAAAUACAGUACAUAGCUCAGGUCAGGAACUAGAAAAAGAACGUAACCCGGCGCAAGCUAGACUGUUAAGGUUGAAGGAGGCAUACGAGGCGGAAUCCCUGAAGAAAAACGCGGCGUUUUCCGGGACACUAGAGAAGGAAAACUUGGGAAAUCCACAACCAGCAACAAGUGAGAGAGGCGUGAAAUCUUCUUCUUCGGCUUCUUCUUCAGUUCCAGUGAGAGAGUACAUGACCGAAAUUGAUGAUGAAGGAUUUUUGGAGCUGCUGGUCUCCAAGGGUCGAGGGCGCGGCCGAGGAAUUAUUACAGGUUAAGGUUCACGGACUGGAUUAAGGGUGCGGCCAUACGAGGCGUUUUCUCGAUCGACACAUCAGGAUAGAAAGUAUUACAGGUUAAGGUUCAUGGACUCGAUUAAGGGUGCGGCCAUAAGAGGCGUUUUCUCGGUCGACACAUCAGGAUAGAAAGUAUUACAGGUUAAGGUUCACGGACUGGAUUAAGGGUGCGGCCAUAAGAGGCGUUUUCUCGGUCGACACAUCAGGAUAGAAAGUAUUACAGGUUAAGGUUCACGGACUGGAUUGAGAGUGCUGCCAUACGAGGUGUUUUCUCGGUCGACACAUCAGGAUAGAAAGUAUUACAGGUUAAGGUUCACGGACUGGAUUGAGAGUGCUGCCAUACGAGGCGUUUUCUCGGUCGGCACAACAGGAUAGGAAGUAUUACAGGUUAAGGUUCACGUACUGGAUUGAGGGUGCUGCCAUACGAGGCGUUUUUUCGGUCGGCACAACAGGAUAGGAAGCUCUGCGAUUGGCUGAUCACAGAUAAUAAUAAUUUUUAUUAAUGGAGACGACAACAGGCAGGAAACCAUUUUGCCUGCUUCACACAGUACAAUAUUUUCAAGAUAUACAAUUUGAACUACAAGAAGAUAAAAAAAUGAAAGAACUAUACAAUUAAUAUGAAAUAAUACAAAUGAUCACUGAAAAAAUCGUAAACAAUAAUAAUUGAUUAUCAGAAUAAUAAUUUAACAAAAUAGAAUAAAUAUUAAUAAUAGAUAAGAAAAAAGAGAGAAAAAAGAAGAAAGAUAAUUAAUUAUUAAGGAAAUAAAUCUUUUUUUUGUCGGCACAACAGAUAGGUCGGUACCUUUGCGAUUGACUGAUCACAUAUAAUGAAUAAAUAAUAAUCAAAUAAACCAUUGGUUGAUUUAGCUACAAUCGGAGAGCUUCUCGUCCUAUUGACUGAGAAAAUGCCUCGUAUGGCUUGGCCCUAAUGGCGCGGUCACACAGAGUGAUCUGCGAUCCUAUUGGUUUCUAUAUCUUAAUCUAAUUGCAAUAAUGAGCAAAACCGUGCUUAUUUUUCAUAUGUAUAAAUGAUAUAUUUUUCUAAAUCGCGUAAGGUCUAUCUUAGAUAUAGAUAAACCUGUAAGAGAGCGAUCUUUAUGUAUAGAAACCAAUAGGAGAGCGAUCUUUAUUUAUAUAGAUAUCUUAUUUAAUGAUAUAUUUUUCUAAAUCGCGUAAGGUCUAUCUUCGAUAUAGAUAUAGAAACCUGUAGGAGAGCGAUCUCUAUGUAUAGAAACCUAUAGGAGAGUGAUAUCUAUUGAAAUCUAUCUUUAUCAAUGGCAAUACCAUACUUGCUUUUCUCAUAUAAUUGAAUGUUAUCUUCAUCUAUGAUAUAGAUACAAAAACAUAUAGGAGAGUGAUCUAUAUUCAUACAAUUUAGAGAAAAUAGUUUUCUCUACAGGAAUACACUGAGUGUGCUAUAGGUUUCUAUAUCGACUGUAAAUCUUAGGUUUAUUAAAGCCAUAGUAGAGUGAUCUAUAAAGUAUAGAAACCUGUAAGAGAGUGCUAUUGGUUGAACACAGACUGAUAUUCGAUCCUAAUAUCUAUAAUCUAAAUCGCAUACCUCAGUCGGUAUAUCUGCAUACCUUAGACUGUACAUAGAAACCUAUUGUAGAGCGAUCUCUAUGUGAAGAAACCCACGAUUCAUAUGCAUAGAUAACCUGCUAUAGGAUAAAAUUCAUAUGUAUAGAUAACCUGCUAUAGGAUCAUAGAGUGAUCUCCGAUCCUUUAGGUUUCUAAUCUAUUUCGCAUUAGUAUCUUAGAUACUAAUAUCAUAGAGAAACAAUAGCAUAAGUUGAUUCUAUAAUAAGUUACGCUAUUGUUUCUCUAUGCUAAUAUACUCAGUGUGACCGGGCCCCAAAAUUAUUUCGGACUGGUGUAAUUUUGUUUUAUGUAUUGAUAAUGUAAGAAAAACUAUCGAUUUCAGGAAUAGAUUUGAGAUCUUAUGAAUUUAUAUUCCAUACUUUGAUGUGCGGAAAUUUAGUUUAGGUUUUUUCAGGAAUCCUAUUUGGAUUUACGAAGAUUUAUUUUAGGUUUUAGUCUACGGCUGUUUAAAAGUGAUGUAUUUUGUGUAAUUUUGAAGUAAGUCCUUCUAACAUGUAUUUGAUGCUCAAUGUUUUCAGGACUUUACUUUAGUGAUUUCAGAAUUAUGUAUUUUAUCAAGUGUGUAUGGAAAUCAAGGCUUAUCAAGGCUCAUGAGCAGCUUUCUUUGGAUGUGAAUUUUGUAUUUAAGGUUACAGGACUUGACUGUGUCUGUUCAGAAAUGUAUUGAUUUACUGCAAAUGUUUGUAAAUACAAAUAUGUAUUUUUGUAGUAUUAGUUUUUUUAGCACUCGUAUAAGAAAAUAAUAAGCUUUUGUACACGAUUUGAAAGUUGUUAUCUGCCGCUUUUAACCAAGUGACACAAACAUUUGUUACAAAUUUUGGUGAAAUAACUGUUGCUGUAAACCCCAAAGUUUUCUUUAAAUUGAUAUAACUUUGUAAUUUCAUGUAUUCAUUGGUUCAAUCAUGUUCAACUCAUUGAAAUUUAAAUUGCAUCAUAGUUAUGCAUAUCUUGACCAAGCGACAUACUAGAGAAAAAGUGGCAAAUUCAUAUAUUUAACACAAGUUUAAUAUCCAACUUGAGGGGUUGCAAAAUCUGUUCAUAUUCAAUAAUUUAUAGAACAGUCAUGAAAGGCGAAAUUUAGUCAUUAAAUUUAAAUAUUUCAAAGUCAUUGAAAUGGGCACAAAGUCAGGUUAUCUGCCAAUGCACCAUGUUUCACUAAUAAUUCUUGUCUUCAACCAAAUUCGGUUCUGUUUUUUUUAAAUUGUUGAUACAAAAAUUCAAUCAUUGUCCAAAUUAAUAGUUUGAAAGUUUAACAAUAUUCUCCUAAUUCACUGUAGUAAAAUACAUUUUGCACCAAAAUUAUUGUAAUGUUUGAAAAUAGUUGUUACCAAAGACACAGUUUUCUGUAGUUUAACAGGACAAAUUUGAAAUUUUUUACAAUGAUUUUAAUCGUAAAUUAUGUCGAACUAUAACACUACUGUACAAAAUAAUUUCAGAAUAUACCACUAUUUCAAAUUGCGUUCAAUUGAGUAGUACAUCUAAGUCUAGUUAGUUUUGUUGACUUGAGGCAUGAUAUAUUGUUGAAAUAAUGACAAAUUCCACUUGAUGAAUGUUACUGUGCUGUAAGGUAGGCUAAAUACAGUAACUGGUGCUCUAUUCAAAGUUUAAUUGAUACUGAUUGAUUGAUUUGUUGCCUUUAUUUGAAAGCAAUGAGGGCGAAG